Cryptomeria japonica (Japanese cedar) is the source of this 909-nucleotide messenger RNA. Its product is annotated as large ribosomal subunit protein uL24z. NCBI's taxonomy places the organism in Eukaryota, Viridiplantae, Streptophyta, Pinopsida, Cupressales, Cupressaceae. Gene Ontology annotation, cellular component: ribosome; cytosolic large ribosomal subunit. Gene Ontology annotation, molecular function: structural constituent of ribosome; RNA binding. The transcript has 4 exons. Gene Ontology annotation, biological process: ribosomal large subunit biogenesis; cytoplasmic translation. The record is from RefSeq and is a predicted model, not a curated record. The coding region runs from base 187 to 630 and encodes 147 amino acids.
UGGUAAGAAUUACUUUGGGCGAAAUAGACGUGCCUUUAUCGUGGCCCAUGUAUUAGGGUUAGGGUUUUUCGCUCAAAUAGACAAGUUUUUUCUUUAAUUCGUUCUGGAAAAUCAGCGGCGGUAGGAGACGCCUUGGGUAGCAGGGGAAAUCAGCGCAGGAGGCGGCAAUUUGGGUAGCAGGCGAGAAUGAAGUACAAUCCGAGAGUCAGUAGUUCCAGGCGGAAGAGUCGCAAGGCUCAUUUUACAGCUCCCUCCAGUGUGAGGCGUGUUUUGAUGAGUGCACCACUUUCCACUGACCUAAGAAACAAGUAUAAUGUUCGUUCUGUUCCAAUCAGAAAGGAUGACGAAGUUCAGGUUGUAAGAGGGACCUUCAAGGGAAGGGAGGGGAAGGUGGUUCAAGUUUAUCGCAGGAAGUGGGUCAUCCAUAUUGAACGCAUCACCCGAGAGAAAGUCAAUGGUCAGACUGUGAAUGUUGGCGUCCACCCAUCCAAGGUUGUGGUGACAAAGUUGAAGCUAGAUAAGGAUAGAAAGGCUCUUCUAGAGAGGAAAGCUAAGGGCAGAGCUGCUGAGAAAGGAAAGGGCAAAUUCACAGCAGAGGAUGUUGCUCAACCUCUACAGGAUGUUGAUUAGAUUAUGUCUUAUUUGUAGUCGGAAGGUGUGAGAUUUUGUGCCGAACAGGGUUGAAAUUUUCCCUAACUGUUGUUUUGGUUAUAAAUAUUAUUUAAUUUGAUCAGAUCACACCGUUUUAGCAUUUAAUUGUGCUCCUAUUGUUUCCUUACUUGAGAGUCUGUAUGUUGCAAUUGACAAGAUGGGAAUAUUGAGUUACACAUUUCCAUAUUUCUAAUGGAUCCUUUUUUUGAAAAGAAUGUGGCACUACUUCAAAAUAAUUUAAGGUUUUUGAUUUAGGUA